UGGUGUGGACGGAAAGGGGGAUGGAGAACUACGAAACGUCCGACCACUUCACGAGGCGCAACAAGAUGUCAACAGACAUCGGGCGUGGAGUUUCGUUGUCGGCAGAGGCUCGCGCCGCGCUGCCAUCGUCGGACAACUUCAUGCCGCACCAGAACCCUACCAGCGGGAAAUUUUCGCUUGACCUCGUCUUGGAGAAGUGCUUGGACCUCACCUUCCCGCAAAAGGCGCGAAAGUUGUUUUUGGAUAAGACGAACGCCUACGUCAAGCACUGCACGACGGCGCCGCCGCCCGAGGAGGAGGACAAGCGGAAGCCACACCAGAUGAAGAAGUCCGCCACGCUCGGUCGCGUCACGCUCGGGGAGCGGUCCGAGGAGCACAACACCUACGGCAUGUUCGAGGAGCAGCACAUCGACGGCAUGAUCAGCAUUUUCAUCACCAUGGGCUUCACGAAGAAAGUCCGGAUGCGAAAGCACUGGAGUCGGGAGCUAGAAGAGAUCCUCAACACUGCAUGGGCGGCGAACGUCGAGUGUGACAAUUGGUUGUCGUACGACGAGCAAAUGAUCAAGACUGUUUCGAACUACUCGAGCAAGAUGGACUGCCCGCUCGGCCGGACUACUCGCCACUUGCUUCACGUUCUGUUGGGGGAGUGCGGCGUGUUGAGGCAGAAGAUCGAUGGCUCGGGGGUAUUCAUCGCCAUGGACAACUACUUCACCUCCCCCACUCUGUUCGAGUGCCUCGCCUCCCACGACAUCUUCGCUGUAGGUACCUGCCGCGCCGAUCGGACUGCCAGCGCUGAUGUGUACCUCGAGAGCCUCGGGCGUACCAUUCCUAACCGCGGCGACAUGAACUUCUGCCGUUCGGGGCAAGUGGCGUGCGUGCAGUGGGCUGACUCCAAGGAUAUCUUCCUCAUCAGCACCAUCCACGUCGCGCAACCGGCCAAGGGAAAGGAGGAGGCAGGUGGAAUCGACCACUUCAAGCCUUUGCCUCUAUCGUGA
Molecule: messenger RNA, 995 nt
Organism: Ectocarpus sp. CCAP 1310/34
Lineage: Eukaryota; Phaeophyceae; Ectocarpales; Ectocarpaceae
Source: the annotation of a GenBank genome assembly